This is a messenger RNA of Hydractinia symbiolongicarpus, 2200 nucleotides long. Its product is annotated as actin-related protein 5-like. NCBI's taxonomy places the organism in Eukaryota, Metazoa, Cnidaria, Hydrozoa, Anthoathecata, Hydractiniidae. The record is from RefSeq and is a predicted model, not a curated record. Gene Ontology annotation, biological process: regulation of DNA-templated transcription. Bases 152 to 2077 code for a protein of 641 amino acids. The transcript has a single exon. Gene Ontology annotation, cellular component: Ino80 complex; cytoplasm.
CAGUCACUUUAAUUAGUUAACAAGCAGGAAUGAAAUCUAUUUUUUCUGUCACUGGCGUUAAUUUUCUUUGAUACAUUUGUUAGCCAACACUGUACAAAAUCCUGGUAAUUGAAAUUUCAUGCUGUUUCUCUUGUUUUAGUUAAUUCAAAACAUGUCAAAUAUAUUUCAGUUUCAAGAUUUAGAAUUUACGCCUGAUCCAAUAUGGCCUUAUAAAGACAUUGAAAAAGACACAUGCAUAGUUAUUGACAAUGGAAGUCAUUCGUGUCGAGUGGGCUGGUCGAGCGAUUCAAAACCACGAUUAACAUUUCGUAAUCUUGUGGCAAAAUAUCGUGGAAAAAAGGAGUCUGAUUCAGGCAAUAGCUUUUAUUUUGGUAAUGACAUUACAGAACUUGAAGAUCCCAAAUGGAAUAUUCGUACUCAAUAUGAUAUGAAUGUUGUUACUCACUUUGACACUCAAGAACAUGCCUUUGAUUAUUUAUUUUCCCAUCUUGGUAUAUCAAGUCAAAACUCUGUUAACCAUCCAGUGUGCAUUACAGAAGGAGUGUGCAUUCCUAACACAUUUCGUCAUCAUAUGUCAGAGAUGUUAUUUGAGUGUUACAAUGUUCCAAAAAUCAUUUACGGUGUAGACAGUUUGUUUAGUUUAAAUUAUAACAUGCCACAUGUUGUGGAUGGCUUGGUUGUGAGUGGUGGAUACCAGACUACUCAUGUUUUACCAAUUGUUGGUGGAAAAUUUGAUGCAGUUAACAGCCGAAGGGUGAAUUUAGGUGGUUUAAAUAUGAUGAUAUAUUUACGAAGACUACUGCAAUUAAAAUUUCCCAAUCAGGCGUCUGUUAUGAAUUUAUCAAGAGCACAGGAGCUCAUGAUCAACAAAUCAUACAUAGCUAGAGAUUAUUUUGAGGAAUUAAAGAAAUGGCAAAAUGUUCACUUUAAAGCGGAAAAUACUAUCAGUUUACAAAUGCCAGUACUUAACACAACAACAGAAAAGGAUUUAGAAAUGCGUAGAAUUCAAGCUCGAAGGCUGAAAGAAAUUAACCAACGUAAGAGAGAGGAGAAACUCAAGAUGGAGGAGGAAAAACUGUCAAAACUUAGAGAUUUGUGUGAGCUUGAAGGACAAAAUCCAGGUGCGUUUAAAAGUCAACUAAAAGCUGACCGGAUUCGCAGUAGGUCAGAAUUACAAAAUAUCAUGAAAGAAUUAAAGGAGAAAAUUGAAACCCAUAAAGAAAAGAGUCGUCAAUACUAUGAAGAAUUGAACUCUGAUGGGAAGGAAAACAUACGGUCUGACAAUAGUUUAACUGUGGAAGAAGUUGAGGAACAAAUGACUAAAUUAGAGGAUGAAAAAAUAGUUUUAAUAGACAAAAGAAGGUCACGUGUAUCACGAAAGCAAGCUUUGAAUAAGCGUAAAAGCUAUGCUUCAAAAGAACGCAUGCGCAUUCUUAGUCAAUUGGCAAAGGGAGCUAAUACAAAUGUAAAAUUGAACAAAGAAGAUACAUUCGGUAUGAAAGAUGAAGAUUGGGAUGUGUACAAAUUCAUAAACAAAGAUGGAAGUGAAUCAGAAGAAGAACAGGAACAAGAACAACUCAAUGAGAUUGAGCAGUCGUUAAGUCAGUACCAACUUUUAGUAAAUAAGUUAAUGGUUGGACGAGGUCAGAAGUAUCAGUAUUUGCCGUUUGAUACGGAACAAAUUAGAGUCCCUGAAAUACUUUAUCAGCCAAGUAUGGUGGGAAUUGAUCAAGAAGGGUUAGUUGGUAUGAUUUGUUAUGUUUUGAAAAAUUACGAUGAAGAAACCAAAAACAAAAUGACCAAAAAUAUAUUUAUAACUGGAGGUGUGACUCAGUUCCCUAAUUUUAAAGAAAGAUUAGAAAUCGAGCUCAUGGCUGUGUUACCAUUUCAAUCUAAAUAUAAAGUUCAUCAAGCGCGAAGCUGCUUGUAUGAUUCUUGGUAUGGUGCUGCUGAACUUACCCGAAAUUGUAAUGAUAUCUCUGACAUUUCCAUGAAUAAAAGCGAUUAUGAAGAACAAGGAGUUGGCUAUUUUAAGGAACACAAAUGUUCUAAUGUUCUUGUUACAUUAGAUGAAUGAUGUUUGUGCAACAGAAUACACAGUGUUUUUAUGUCUUUCAAUGUUGUUACAUAUUAUUAUAGAAUUUAACAAAUUAAUUCUGCCUUGUUAACUGUUGAAUAAUAAAAUAAUGUUACAACUUUA